ACACCUUUUCUAAAGCAAAAUUUUAUGUAAAAAAUAAACAGAAAAUUUCUUAUUCUUUUUUAAACGUGAAUAACGUUCGUGAAUCAUACAAAAGUGCGAUAAGCAUGUUUUCGUUCCCUGCCCCAGAUAUGGUAUUCUUCUCUCAACCACCAGUGGAGGAGCAAGAACAAAUGGACUGGGUUCAAUCUCAGGAAAUGCCCUUCAACAACGGACAUUGGAUCAAUAAUCCCGUUUCGCUCUACUACCAAGGAGAGAUUCUAUAUAUGCCCAAUACAGUUCCCUUGAUCGCUCCUUCAAUACCCGAGAGAACCUAUCCUUGUCGACGGGGUCCCCACACUUUGCCACGCGAUGAAGCUACUUGGAAUUCGGCCCAGCCGAUUCUACAUAUGGCCUGGGAUGCCUUCGAAUAUGAGCUGAAAAACCGUUGUGCCUUGUGGAAAUCAUAUAGGUUGGGAUCUUUAGCCGAUCCCAUAAUCAAUCCAUCGCAGUUCAUAGCCGAAUAUAUGGUCAAGCACAUGAGUCCGGAAGUCUUCAGGGCCGGGAAUCAACCACGUUUUGGACCCUCACCUAAAAACACGACUGGUCUGUUCUUUCUAUGAACCACCCACGACGGAAGAUUUCCAUAAUCUUCAAUCGACGUCAUAGAUGUAUUGUGUCGACUCCAGGAAAUAGCAUUUCGGAAAUCUUCUGUGCAAUGGUUUGAUUUGGUUUUAACCAGAAACCAACAGAUUACAGGAUUGUAAGACUGGAACCGGGUCACUCCGAUACCAUUCAUUUCUCCUUUCCCCGUGAAUCGCCAAGAUAUUACAUGGUAUUCUGAAAAUCUCGCUGAUCGGCUCUAAUCGUAAGCAAAGCAGUCUUAAUUGUUAUUGCAACUAUUUGUAAAAUUGUCUACAAUCUGAAUUGGCAUCAUUAUAUACAGUGUACAUGGCAAACAGUCCGUUUUAAAUUGUUUUUGUAAAUAAAAAGGUGAUUUCAUUUAA
Messenger RNA from Drosophila eugracilis, 983 nucleotides. RefSeq lists its product as uncharacterized. Lineage: Eukaryota; Metazoa; Arthropoda; Insecta; Diptera; Drosophilidae. The transcript has 3 exons. The record is from RefSeq and is a predicted model, not a curated record. The coding region runs from base 105 to 599 and encodes 164 amino acids.